AUGGGAACUGCGGUGUCCAAAAGGAAGAAUCUGAGGAGUGAUGCGAUAUCUUCCGUGGCAGCAAAAGUUCGAGCAGCCAGAGCAUUCGGAGAAUACCUGUCCAAUACCAAUCCAGAGAACCGUAACGGAGCAGAUCAUCUAUUGUCUGACACUUUCCCCGGCCAGGACUGCGACUCUCCAGACGUCAGCCGCUUGCAUAACAACAAUCUGCCGCCACAGAGCCGCUGUUUGCCCAUAACUAAGCCUAACCCUUCCAGCCAGUCAAACCCCAGUGUUCACCUACAAUCCCAGCCUCAGACUAACGCCAUACAGGCUCAAGCACCUUGUGGACCCUCCAAACGUCGACUCUCUGCGGAGCGCAGCCUCUCCACAGAGAACCCACCAGGUGCCAGAGUCCCAGAAGGGGGCACGGCGGUGAAGCCAGCCAGGGUGUACACCAUCACCCAGGAGGGAGGGAUGACCCUAGGGGGCCGUGGCAGUGAGGAGAGCCUGGAGCUGGAGGUUCUGAAAGGCUCCAGGGAGCAGCCUCCAUCCCAGGCUCCGGACAACAACCCGUCAUGCACCAGCCAACCUUCCGCCGCAGUCGCUCGUGGUAGCCAUCACCGUAGCAGCCAUAACCGCAGCAACCAUCACCAUGCCCACCAGCAUCACGGAGGCCCGGCAUCAUCAUCGCAGCCACUGCAGAGCUCAGGGAGCGCCAACAACAUCCGGGACUGGGGGCUGAGAAAAGGGGGGUCGCGGGACGACUACACCCCAGACUGUGUGGCCUGCAUUCGUGCUCCAUGUCAAAGCCAGCGCUCCCUGGACCUUGAUACCUCACCGCGGGAUGGAGGGAAGCACCGCAAGAAACUGGAGAGGAUGUACAGCGAGGACAGAGCGUCUACUGAUGACAGGGAGGACAAUCCUAAUAGCUGGUUCCCCAAAGAGAAUAUGUUCAGCUUUCAGACAGCCACCACCACCAUGCAGGCAAUAUCGGCUUUCCGGGGCAUUGCUGAGAGAAAGAGGCGGAAAAGAGAGCAGGAGGCAGCUACCGCGAUGGAGAGAAAUUUCCGCAAACACCUUAGGAUGGUGGGCAGCCGCAGGAUGAAGGUCCAGACCUUCGCCGACCGCCGUGCCAAGAGUUUCAGCCGCUCGUGGAGUGACCCCACCCCUGUCAAGCCUGACUCACUGCAUGACUCCAGAGACAGUGGCGAGCUUCAGACCUCCUCAGGGACACUAGAUGAAGGGCCGGAUGAGGAUGCCGACAGGGAGGAGGAGAGGGAGGCGGAGAGAGCGGCCUGUGAAGGGGACGAUUUUAUCCCUCCUAAAAUCAUGCUGAUAUCCUCCAAGGUCCCGAAGGCUGAAUAUGUUCCCAACAUCAUUCGUAGGGACGACCCCUCCAUCAUCCCUAUUCUCUAUGACCAUGAACAUGCCACGUUUGAUGACAUCCUUGAGGAGAUAGAGAAGAAGCUGACUGCCUACAGAAAAGGCUGCAAAAUCUGGAACAUGCUCAUUUUCUGCCAGGGAGGACCAGGACAUCUGUACCUGCUGAAGAAUAAAGUCGCUACCUUUGCCAAAGUGGAGAAGGAAGAUGACAUGAUCCAGUUUUGGCGGCGGCUCAGCAGGUUGAUGAGCAAGCUUAACCCAGAGCCUAACCUCAUCCAUAUCAUGGGAUGUUAUGUGCUGGGGAGCGCCAAUGGAGAAAAGCUGAUUCAGACUCUGAAGAGACUGAUGAGACCCUCCUCAGUCGAAUUCAAGUCCCCACUAGAGCUGUCCGCACAGGGCAAAGAGAUGAUCGAGAUGUACUUUGACUUCCGUCUGUUCCGCCUGUGGAAAAGCCGUCAGCACUCGAAGCUGCUGGAUUACGACGACCUCUUGUGA
Scomber japonicus (chub mackerel) is the source of this 1860-nucleotide messenger RNA. RefSeq names its product NMDA receptor synaptonuclear signaling and neuronal migration factor b (gene nsmfb). NCBI's taxonomy places the organism in Eukaryota, Metazoa, Chordata, Actinopteri, Scombriformes, Scombridae. Bases 1 to 1860 code for a protein of 619 amino acids. Gene Ontology annotation, biological process: regulation of neuronal synaptic plasticity; positive regulation of neuron migration. The transcript is spliced from 16 exons. The record is from RefSeq and is a predicted model, not a curated record. Gene Ontology annotation, cellular component: cytoplasm; nucleus.